Molecule: messenger RNA, 4098 nt
Organism: Alnus glutinosa
Lineage: Eukaryota; Viridiplantae; Streptophyta; Magnoliopsida; Fagales; Betulaceae
Product: TMV resistance protein N-like
Exons: 6
Coding region: 171-3170 (999 amino acids)
Biological process (GO): defense response; signal transduction
Molecular function (GO): ADP binding; ATP hydrolysis activity
Source: RefSeq, a predicted model, not a curated record
UAGACAAUCGUCCAGUACUUCAGUCAAACACAUAUCUCGCUUUCGGUGGUGAUUCUUCGAUGUGAUCCAUGACCAAACAUGACUACGAAGGAAGAUGCCGACUGCCGAGAAGUCUCCGAGCCUUCUUUUAACGCCUGUGACCAACGCCUUCUCUCUUUGUGAUUUCUUUCAUGGCUUUCCAAGGAGCCUCUUCCUCUUCUUCUUCCCGUCAAUGGGCUUCCGAUGUGUUCUUGAGCUUUAGAGGCACAGAUACUCGCAACACAUUUACCGCCGAUCUACACAAGGCUUUGACUCAGAAGGGAAUCAUCACCUACAUAGACGACGACAACCUUAGAAGAGGAGAGGAAAUUUCGGGAGCACUUCUAGAAGCCAUUGAUGAGUCAAGGAUUUCAAUCGUUGUACUGUCUGAAAACUAUGCAUCAUCGUCGUGGUGCUUGGACGAGCUGAUUAGGAUCGUUGAGUGUAAGAAAACAAAGCAACAGAUCGUUCUACCGGUGUUUUACAAAGUAGAUCCGUCGGAAGUACGGCUUCAAAGAAAGAGUUAUGGAAAAGGACUGGCUAAACUUGAAGGAAGGUUCAAGGAUGACAGGUUGCAGAAAUGGAAGGCAGCUCUGAAAGAAGUGGCCGAUUCGUCUGAGUGGCGUUUAAGGAAGAAAGGGAGUGCGUCGGAAUUUAUCAAGAAAAUUGUUCAAUGGGUCUCAAGAGUUGUAAAUCGUACAUAUUUAAAUGUUGCUGCGAAUCCAGUUGGAGUGGAGACCCAUGUGCAAGAGAUCAAUUCACAUUUAAGUAUUGGGAAGAAUGACAUACGGAUGAUAGGGAUCUUUGGACCUGGUGGAAUUGGGAAGACGACUAUCGCCAAAGCAAUCUAUAACUUGAUCGCUUAUCAAUUUGAAGGUAGUUGUUUUCUUGCAAAUACUAGAGAAACAUCUAAGCAAGACUUUGGCCUGGUCCAACUACAAAAGACACUUCUUUGUGAUAUCCUUGGAAAAAUUGGAAGUUUGAAGUUUGGCGAUGUUGAUCGAGGAAUCAAUGUGAUAAAAAAGAGACUUCGCUCUAAAAGGGUUCUUUUAAUUCUUGAUGAUGUAGAUCAGUUGGUCCAAUUAGAAACAUUGGCAGGAAAAUGUGAUUGGUUUGGUUUAGGAAGUAGAAUCAUCAUAACAACAAGAGAUAGAAAUUUACUAUCUCAACAUGAAGUUAAUUCAAUGUACAAGGUGAGGGAAUUGGAUCACAAUGAAGCUCUUCAGCUUUUUAGCUGGCAUGCCUUCAAAAAAGACAGACCUGAUGAUGAUUACUUGAAACUUACAGAACAUGUAAUACAGUAUGCUGGGGGCCUUCCACUAGCUUUAACAGAGUUAGGUACAGAUCUAUAUGGUAGAAGUGUACAGCAUUGGAAAAGUGCAUUGGAUAGGUAUAAAAGAAUUCCUAACAAAAAUAUACAAGAAAAACUUAGAAUAAGUUAUGAUGGAUUGGGUGAUACCGAGAAGAAUAUUUUUCUUGACAUUGCAUGUUUCUUCAACGGAUGUGAUGCAGAUUAUGUUAUUAAAAUACUUGACAAUUGUGGUUUCUUUCCAAAUAAUGGUAUCAAAGUGCUUAUGGAUAAGUCUCUCAUAACUAUUGAUGAGUUUAACAGAUUGAUCAUGCAUCAUUUAUUGCAAGAAACGGGAAGACAAAUUGUUCAACUAGAAUCCAAAGAACCUGGCCAGCGUAGUAGAUUGUGGUUUCAUGAAGACGUUCGUCAUGUACUGGAAGAAAAUACGGGAACAAACAAAAUUCAAGGCAUAUUGAUAGAUUUGCCUGAACAAGACCUCAUAUGCUUGAGCUUUGAAGCCUUUGAGAAGAUGAAAAAGCUUAGAAUAUUUAUAAACCAUAAUGCAUGCUUUUCAGAAGAGCCUAGUUUUCUCUCUAAUGAGUUAAGAUUACUUGAUUGGCCCGAAUAUUCUGUGGAAUCUUUACCAUCCAAUUUUCAUGGAGAGAACCUUGUUGUUUUUAGAAUGCGAAGUAGCUGCCUUAAGGGAAUAAAGGGAUUCCAGAACUUUCAAAACUUGACAAUUUUGGAUUUUUCAAAUUGUAAAUUCCUAAGAAAAAUCCCUGAUGUUUUAGGGAUCCCAAAUUUAAAGGAAGUGACUCUUGAUGGUUGUACAAAUUUAGUUGAGAUUCAUCAUUUUGUUGGAUUCCUUGAUAAGCUCAUUGAUUUGAGUCUUCAAGAAUGCUCCAACCUUAAAAGUUCUCUGAGAAGCUUCAAGGUGAGAUUUCCUGAAUAUCUCAGCCUUGAAAACUGCUCAAGGCUUAAGAACUUUCCUCCAAUUGAGUCUCUAAUGGAAUGUGUAAGAAGCAUCGACUUACGAUACAUUGGUAUAGAAGAAGAAUUGCCUUCAUCCAUUGGGUGCAUCGUUGGGCUUAAAAAAUUAAAUCUACAAGGCUGCAUAAACCUUAUGAAUCUCCCAAGUAGCAUUCAUCAACUACAAUAUCUAGAGUUUCUUUUAUUGAGUGAGGGACAUCUUAAAGACCAUCCAUUUGGCAUUAUACUUCUGGGAAAUAAGAUUCCAGAUCAGUUCAGCGAUCAUAAAGGGGCUUCAAAUAGUAACUCAUGUGAAAUAAAUAUUAAUGAAGCUUGUGAAAUAGAUAUUAAUGAGCCUGCAUAUUUGGAUGGAGAGAUGGGAGGAAUUGCUUUCUCUGCUGUUUUUGGAAUAAUGGAUGGACAUACGGAAGAUUAUUUUGAUUUUUUUGUUGAUAUCAGCAGUGAUGGUUCAGAUCAGUUGUGUUACUAUAUUCGAGAAUCUUUUAAGCUAAAGGGAGAUUAUUUGCAAGUUUGUUUUGGAUUUGAGUCAGGUUCAGUGUUCCUUAAAAAUUGCAGAGUCCGUAUGGUAUAUAGGCAUAAAGAGGAAACGACAGAUCAUAUGCUGAAUCCUCAAGAUCUAGGUGUGCUUCAUGAGGAUGUUGAUGUUCAUUUGGGUGUACCUGAUGAAGAUAUUGAAAAUUCGAUAGAUAUGAUGGAUGGUAUUCAACUUACUAAGAGGUGCCAUGAUGAUGAUGAUUAUGGCAACUUGGAAUCCAAUUGGUACCCACAACGGAAGAGACGUUCUUCAACUUUGGACAUCAAAAUUUCCGAUAAGAGGAUAUGCCACUUGGUGAAUCACAGCUACACCAAUCAAAUCACCCCUAGCACUUAAACCAGCUAGCGUCUUUUCACUUUUUCCUCUUAGGAUCCUGCAAUGCUUGUUAAUUUUGUUGGUGGAUUCAGAGGGCUUUAGCAGCAUUUGCGCCUUACCUGAAAGAAAAUAUAAUGACUUUGAAUUUUUGGUGGAAUAAUACAUAUGUUGUAGUAUUCCAUUCCAUUUAAAGAGAUUACAAAGUACAUGAUAAAUACACAGUGCAAAAGAUAACAAAGGAAUAUCCUUUGGAGAGAGAAGGAGAUGAUUAGUUGCAUUGGUAUUGCUGCUGUCGAGUUCUUAUCUGGUUGAUGUGGAAAUUGCUGAUGUGGAGCUGAUGGUGUUGUUGCUGACUGAGUAGUUACAUUAACAUUACCAUUACCAUCCCACUUUUGAUGCUACUAAAUACUAAUGGUAGCAGGCUAAGCAGUUACGUAAUGACACAAAGAUCCAGCAUUUGCCUCCUGAUUUGUCCACUUAAUUAUGGAUCAGGUAGUCCUAGUCUGGAAACAGAUUUUUUUUCAAGUUUUUGGUGCGGUUGACAAAUGUAGUUCGACACGAGAAUGCGCGGGACAUAUCCAGUAUUUGACUAUGAAUGAGUUUGUGCAAGCCAGCCAAAUUAGCUGUUUGAGGCAGAAUCACUUGCUUGAGUGUUCUAACAACUGUAAGUGUUUCAGUAAGGCUUAUCAUUGAUCUAGCCAUAUAGACUUCAAUUUCAUAAUUGAGCUGUUGCUUUCAUUAUUUUUGUUACAAGUGGGUUUUGUGUGGCUCGAAGGGAAAGGGGAGGAGGAGAUACAUUGCUCUAUUUUUAGGGUCUUGUUGGAGCUUGUACAGUUUUUUGCUUUGUGAUUUUCAUGGGACAAAUGCCUCACCAAUGCUUAGUAAUAUUGGAGCUGGAAAUUUUUCUGGCAGGCAUAUUGCAUAGAUUAUUAGAUUUCAUUUUGCUUUU